This is a messenger RNA of Saccoglossus kowalevskii, 2190 nucleotides long. Its product is annotated as endoglucanase 15-like. The record is from RefSeq and is a predicted model, not a curated record. NCBI's taxonomy places the organism in Eukaryota, Metazoa, Hemichordata, Enteropneusta, Harrimaniidae.
AUGUCUGCAAAAGUGAAUCAAAUUACGCCGGCAGUAAACGGUUUGAGGCUGUCGAAAACAACUAACUGGCGAUCUAAUGGAGUCUCACCGAAAGCGGAGAGUGCUGACUCCAAAGAUGGGAACAUGGAUGUGGAGAAUCAGAAAUCAAAGAAUCCAGAAACGAGAGACGAUACUAGCGAAAUGAAAGACAACUUAUCUAGAACGAGGAAAAUAGUUAUCGGUGCCGUGUCAGCUUUUGUCAUUGCUACCUUAAUUGUGGGCUUAGGCGUGGGACUCGGCACAAAAAAUGGCAACGCUACAAGUGGAAAUGCAACAUGCCCUUGCGAUCAAAUAUGCACUGUUCACACGGACGGCUACAUUUGCUCAUGUGGGGACGGUUACGUCUUGGAUGCAGACGGGGUAGCUUGCACAGACGAGUCCAGUGAGAAUCAAAACUGUCCCUGUGAUCACAUAUGUAACUGGAAUGGAAACGAAAACACGUGUUCGUGUAACGACGGCUUCUUAUUGGACGCCGACGGAACGAGCUGCUAUGAAGUGAGUACGAUUGAGAGUAAAUACUGUCCCUGUGAUCAGGUAUGUGAUUGGAAUGGCGAUAACUACACGUGUUCCUGUGAGAAUGGUUACGGCUUCGACACUGAUGGCGAAACCUGUAUUGAUUGUCCGUGCCUACAACUGUGUGAUAGAACCGAUGGCGGUGACUGGGUGUGUUCAUGUCGCAGUGGAUUUCAAGAGUCUGGCCAAAAUUGCGUUGAUAUUGACGAAUGUGAAACUGACAACGGUGGCUGUGAACAACAUUGCACUAACACAGAAGGGUCAUAUUAUUGUUAUUGUCAAGAAGGCAUGAUUGUCCAGGAAGACGGUUUAUCGUGUAACUAUGACUACGACGAGGUACUGAGAAAGUCGUUGUUAUUUUACGAAGCCCAGCGUUCCGGUGUGCUACCGGCCAACAACCGCGUUCCAUGGAGAGGGGACAGCGCCGUCGACGACGCAACGCCGAAUGGCGAAGACUUGAGCGGUGGCUACUACGACGCCGGUGAUAAUUUAAAACUCGGUUUACCCAUGGCGUAUAGCGCCACUGUGCUUGCAUGGGGUUUCAUCGACUUCGAGGAUGCGUACGAGGCAGCGGGUGAAGUUGAUAACAUGCUGGCCUGUCUGAAAUGGUUCUCAGAUUAUUUUAUCAAAUGUCACACACAAGAACACGAGUUGUAUGCACAUGUUGGAUCAGUUGAUGCUGACCACGGAUCAUGGGUGCGCCCGGAGGACAUGACAAUGGAGAGGCCUGCAUAUAAGGUAGACGAAGAAAACCCAGGGUCCGACGUGGCGGGUGGAACCGCAGCGGCCAUGGCGGCUAUUGCUUUUGUUUUUAAGGACAGAGAUGCAAGUUAUUCGGCGACACUAAUUGCACAUGCCAGAGAGCUUUUUACCUUUGCGAAUGACUUCAGAGGGUUGUAUUCUACUAGUAUACCGGAUGCUGCCAAAGUCUACGAAUCAGGCGGUUUCACUGAUGAGAUCAUCUGGGCAGCGUGCUGGUUGUAUAAAGCCACAGGAGAGUCACACUACCUCGACACGGCGAUAUCCUUAUACAAUAGUGAACCCUUGGGGAAACCUUACUCAUUCGGCUGGAACACAGUCACUGCCGGUUACAGAAUAAUGCUAAUGAAAUUGACAGGGGACAAUGGAGAGUACAAAGUUGGCGUGACUACUAAAUUCCUGUCUGAUUGGUUGCCAGGUGGUACUUUGCCAUACACACCAAACGGCAUGGUAUUUCGUGAUGGAUGGGGCGCACUUCGAUAUUCAACGGCGGCAGCUUUUAUCGCACUGGCAGCAGCCGAGCUUGGAGUAAAAGCUCCAACCUACAGAGACUGGGCGAAGGGACAGCUUCAUUAUGCAUUGGGCGACACUGGAAGAAGCUUCGUGGUAGGAUUCGGUGUAAAUCCACCAGUCAGACCUCACCACAGAGGAGGUUCCUGUCCGGACACCGUGGAUGCGUGUACUGUUAUAUACUUGAGGUCUGCAGAUCCAAAUCCCCACAUUUUGUACGGUGCAUUGGUUGGCGGUCCGGACGAGACAGACAGCUACACCGAUGACAGACAGGAUUACUUUAAAAAUGAAGUGACACUGGAUUACAACGCCGCGUUUCAGUCAGCAGUGGCAGGGUUACGUCAUCUACAGCUGAUCGGGGUUAUGUAA